Eremothecium cymbalariae DBVPG#7215 is the source of this 1569-nucleotide messenger RNA. RefSeq lists its product as uncharacterized. The coding region runs from base 1 to 1569 and encodes 522 amino acids. Gene Ontology annotation, molecular function: ceramide glucosyltransferase activity. Gene Ontology annotation, biological process: glucosylceramide biosynthetic process. The transcript has a single exon. Lineage: Eukaryota; Fungi; Ascomycota; Saccharomycetes; Saccharomycetales; Saccharomycetaceae. The record is from RefSeq and is a predicted model, not a curated record. Gene Ontology annotation, cellular component: membrane.
AUGUCAGAUGGCGGAGAAAGUCUAAAUAGUAUGAAUUUUUGGGGGGUUUUGAAUUUGGGGAUUUGUGUUAUUUUGUGUUUAUGGUAUGCGGUAGUGUUGGUGAUGGUGUUCUGUGGUUGGUAUGAGAUCUUGGUAAAUUUUGAUGUCUCUAAUCCUUGUAACAGUGGGGGGCAUGAUGAAUGCACGAGCUUAGGUGAGUUGGAGUGCGUAAGUAUUUUACGGCCCUGUAAAGGCAUUGAUGCAGCUAUGCAAGAAUGUCUGGAAAGUUGUAUAUUGCAGGAUUACUCGGGCAAGAUAGAGGUUAUUUUUUGCGUCGAGAGUAUUGAUGAUCCAUGUGUCCCUAUAAUCAAGGAUUUACUGAUGAAGUAUCCCGAUCAUAAUAUUAAGCUUUUGGUAGGGUCGGAUAGUUUUGGGCCCAAUCCCAAAGUGAACAACCUGGCUAAAGGGUAUCGAAGCGCGAGUCACGAUAUUAUCUGGGUUCUAGAUUCAAAUGUGUGGUGUUCACCAAGCACCUUAAGGCACAGCGUCAUCAGUUUAACUAGAUCUUUGGACAAUGGUCGUAGGACGAGAAAAAAAGUAAUAUUGACCCAUCACAUUCCCCUUGGAGUCAGUUUAAACCCUGCCAGCACAAGUGGCAGGUUGGAGGAGGCAUUUCUAUUCAGUAGCCAUGCCAAGUUCUACGUCGCCUUCAACAAAUUGAGCAUUGCGCCUUGCGUUAAUGGCAAAAGUAACUUGUAUCUUCGCAGCUCGUUGAACAAAGCGGUUGACCUGAUUGCUGAAGGUAAUAGAGCGUCACAUCCGUUUCAUGGGAGAGAGGUUAUCCAUUGCGCCAGACAAAAUUCUCUAAAGUCUGGAAAUUUUAUAACACAUACGCAUGAAGAGUAUAUGGAACUGAAGUGGUCUGAUGGUGGCUUCGUUGAGCAGACGAUCAGCGGCGAGAUGCAGCAACAGCACAGUCACGGAAUUGAAUUUUUUAGCAGAUACAUCGGUGAAGAUAACAUGAUCGGCACUGCGUUAUGGAAUAUGCUUGGCGGGCGAACCGGUAUGACUGGCCAUUGCGUCAUCCAGCCUCUCGUAUUCGAUGCCCAAGAAAAUGGUCUUCAAAGUUACGUUGAUCGCCGUGUAAGAUGGCUUCGUGUACGUAGAUACAUGGUGGUUGCCGCUACCUUUUUGGAACCUACAACCGAAAGCAUAGUAAUCGGAAUUAUGGGCUCCUAUGGCAUUCCUAGACUCCUGUUUAGGAGUUUUAACCCAAGUGUAUUCGGCUUUUUCUGGUUCGUGGCACAUAUGAUUAUAUGGUGCUAUAUGGAUAGAGUCCAGUAUAACACCUUGGCACUUACCUUGAUGGAAUUAAAGUUGCCUCUUAGUUCGAAGAACCACGCCACAGAUAUCCCAACCUUCUUGCCCAAAAAUUCCCAUCACAGAGAAUUUUACGAUUGGCUGUAUUAUUGGUUUGCCCGCGAGCUUCUAGCCUUUCCUAUCUGGAUCAAAGCAAUAUCUGGAUCAGUAAUCAAUUGGCGAAAUAGUCCUUUCAGGAUUAAAUCUGACCUCACUGCAGAGAGUCUCUGA